CAGGUUCAAACAUUGGCGGACUUGAGGUCCGGCUCAUUACCUCCGAAAGACUCGAGAGAACGGCGUUUCAAGGACGAAGGAGCAAAAACUGAGCCAGAGAGUAAUAACGAGGACACAACCGACUACUCGAGUAGCGACCAGUACGAAAAAUCAUCAACGGCAGUGAAAUCGAACGUUCCACCACCACCGCACUAUAACGUAUUAAUGGCAAACCCGUUGGCUGAUAUUAGCGUACCACCAAGUGUUUCCGAGAUAAGAGAUCUACCGCGAGGAGAAAGAGAUGUAAGGGAAUUACGGGGUGGCGAACGAAAGGAUGAUGAUGAAGCUCAACCCGGCACCUCGUCGUCACCACAACAGAAGAAAAUGCGCAGUGGUGGCAUAUUGCGAGGAGAGAUGGACUUCUCUCGUAUGUCUUUCAAUCCAAGGUUACAACAGCCUAUGUUUUCGAAAGAUCUCGAUGAACGCAUCGAGGAGGAGGAUCGCGCGGAAGCAACGACGCCAGUGAAAAAGAAAUUCGAGGAUGAUCGAAGAGAUGAACGACGUAAGAAGGAGAAGGUCACUGUUGAAUCGCUCUUCAAAGCCGAACCACCUUUAGCUGAGAGGCAGACAAUCUCAGCCACUGCGAAUCGGACAGAGCCGAAUCAGUCGACAUUGUUUCCUCCGAGCGUUGUUCCUCCUGGCGAACCGGCUAGUUCGAGCCUCGUUACAGCAAUGUAUCCUCCAAUUCGACGGCCAGUAGUCACCGUACUCAAUCGGGAAAGACCUCCACCGGAUAGUGCAUCGGUGGCAACAUCUAUGUAUCCCAAGAUAUCUGUUAAAAGACCGGUGAAAAGUCCAACAAGGGAUGUGAGUAAAUGAGU
Molecule: messenger RNA, 860 nt
Organism: Strongylus vulgaris
Lineage: Eukaryota; Metazoa; Nematoda; Chromadorea; Rhabditida; Strongylidae
Source: the annotation of a GenBank genome assembly